AUGCGUGCCAUACCAUUCUUUACGGGUCUCCUCUCCCCGAUACAGAGGCGAGACACUUACGACGAUGGACAGUAUACCCAAGUCGUACAAGCUACGACGUGGACAUACUCUCCGUCCUACUAUACGUCAUAUCUCUCGACGGAAAUCAUCACCAUAACAUCAUACGUCCCAUGUCCUGUUCUCACUAGCUACACCACAGUCUACAAGUGCUCGACCUGCGGCGCGUGCGAUGACUGUGCCCCCACUGCGCAGACCACAUGUGAGCCGAAGCUCUGCUCCACUCACAUCGACAACGUUGUCGAAGCAACGACCACGCCUUACGGAUCGGGCGAAUAUGCCAUCGCAUAUGUAACGAGCUACGGUGGCGCACAGGCUGAGACGAUGAGUAUUCCUGCGUCCUUGUGUACCGCCUACGAGCAAAUCGACCUCAACGGCUUUGAUUGCCGGAGCCUCCCUGCAUGUGGCGGUUCGAGCCCAAGCGGACUCACAUGCGAAGCAAAACCGUGCACCACGUGUAUCGAUGAGGACGAGGACGGCGAGUACGAAACCCUCACCGAGGGCACACAAUACUUCUUCACCGACUUCGCCCGACUUACCGUGAACGGCCAGGUUACAUCCACGCCUGCAAGUCUGUGCGAGCUCCUAACCAUACCGACGCCGUGGAACGUCCAGCCCACACUCGCCUGUGGCUACGACAAUGACGCCGGGCCUGGCGAAAACAACAACGCCCAAGGCGCCCAAGCCAUAACCUACACUUACACGACGAACGGAGCGACCAUUGUCGUCGCCACCACCUUGCCCUCGCACGGGGGCCCGUUCCAUCUCACGGGCAAUGGCGGGGGAGCUCGAGUCGGCGGGGAGCUCGGCAGGAACGUGCUCUUUUGGAUGUGGAUUGGCAGUGCGCUUGUCGCGGGUGUGGGGAUGAUUGUUCUUUGA
Messenger RNA from Cladophialophora bantiana CBS 173.52, 936 nucleotides. RefSeq lists its product as uncharacterized. Lineage: Eukaryota; Fungi; Ascomycota; Eurotiomycetes; Chaetothyriales; Herpotrichiellaceae. The record is from RefSeq and is a predicted model, not a curated record. The transcript has 2 exons. The coding region runs from base 1 to 936 and encodes 311 amino acids.